GGAAAUUCGAAGCUGUUUUAGUAUGCUGUGACUUUUUAGUUUGGUGCGUUAUGUUAAAUGCACUGUUUGUAUUUGACUUUGAGAGGGGAAGACUCAGGUUUUACAAAUUUGAAAGAUGAGUACGUUGAAAAAACAAGAGUCCUCCUCUCGGGGUGAUUACAGGAGAUCCCUCUCGGACCCAGCUCACAGUGGCAGGAAUCCCACCAGUCUGAAUGCUUACCAGUGGCGCACACCCUCAAAAUGGAAAAUAUACAAGCGGGUCCACUCGGAGCCUUUCAAACCAACAAAUGCUUAUAAAUGGCACUCAGCCUCAAAUUUUUCAUGGAACGUUAGCAAGAGGAUUUUUUCUGACAUGAAUAACACCAGGUCAGAAGACCAGGAUCAGCCAAGACAGGCAAAGCACAACCUUAAAUGCACUGGAUCAGAUGUUGUCCCAGAGCAGCACCCUGCCCAGGUGAUGCAAGCAAAUACCAAAUUGGCAACAAUCCCUUACCAUCGAUCCAUCUCUGAACCUGGCUGUUCUUCACACAUAGCAAAACCACCUUUGAGACAAGCUCACUCAGAUGCUGAACAGAGAAAUGAUUUUAUACGUGGCUUCUUCACUACAGUAUCGAAUCGGCUUUCAAGGUUUUUGAGGUAUAAAGAAGAGCCAGAUGUGGAUUCAGUGCAUGAAGAUGUGAAAGGCCCUCCAACACACAGACUGUCAUGUGGCCAGUCCCCAUACACCGAAACAACCUGGGAUCAGAAAUAUUGCAUGCUGACUGACAGCCAGAUGAUCCUUCUGAACAAGGAAGAGGAGCUGAAUGUGGACAUGUUGCAGGACCAGCAGAUGGAGUCCUCAAAAGGGCGAAUGUUGCGGCGCACAGUCAGUGUUCCAUCUGAGGGACAGUUCCCAGACUAUCAGCAGGAUGGAAGCAGCAAGCUAGAGCCACCUGGAGAACGUUCGCCGCGGAGGAGGAGUAUUUCAGGCCCAGGAUCUUCUGAGAAAGCGAAUGGAAUGGAGGACUCCACAUCUCCAUUCAAGGGUUUUUUCAGCAAACGAUUAAAGGGCUCUAUCAAACGAACGAAGAGCCAACCGAAGCUUGAUCGUAACACCAGCUUCCGCCAGAUACUACCGUCACUGAGGAACCUGGAUAAUGACCGGUCCCGUGCUUUACCAAAAUUGAAAGAAUCUCGUUCCCAUGAGUCAUUGUUGAGUCCUGGAAGUGCGGUUGAGGCUUUGGAAUUAAGCAUGGAGCAGGAUGUCUUUGUUAAGCCUUUGCACAGUAGCAUCCUAGGGCAGGACUUCUGCUUUGAGGUUACAUACACGGGAGGUAGCAAAUGUUUCAGUUGUUCGUCUGUAGCGGAGAGAGAUAAGUGGAUGGAGAACCUGCGGAGAACAGUGCAGCCAAACAAGGACAAUUGUCGCCGUGCAGAAAAUGUACUCCGUCUUUGGAUUAUUGAAGCAAAAGACUUAGCCCCUAAAAAAAGGUAUUUUUGUGAACUGUGUCUAGAUGACACACUAUACGCACGAACUACCAGUAAAAUGAAAGCAGAUAACCUGUUCUGGGGUGAGCACUUUGAGUUUUACACUCUGCCAAUGGUCAGGAACAUCACGGUGCAUAUUUACAAGGACAUGGAUAAGAAGAAAAAGAAAGAUAAGAAUAAUUAUGUGGGACUGGUUAAUAUUCCGAUCACCAGCGUCAUUGGACGACAGUUUAUAGAGAAAUGGUACCCUGUCAGCACGCCUAACCCCAACAAGGGCAAAGGUGGAGGUCCUUACAUCCGCAUCAAAUGCCGCUAUCAAACAAUUGCCAUCCUUCCUAUGGAACAGUACAAGGAGUUUGCAGAGUUUGUCACCAACAACUACACCAUGUUAUGCUCUGUGCUGGAGCCAGUCAUCAGUGUGAAGAACAAAGAAGAGAUGGCCUGUGCCCUCGUUCAUAUCCUGCAGAGCACUGGUCGAGCAAAGGACUUCCUUACAGACUUGGUAAUGUCUGAGGUGGACCGAUGUGGGGAACAUGAUGUUCUUCUCUUCAGGGAAAACACCUUAGCAACAAAAGCCAUAGAGGAGUAUUUGAAGCUUGUUGGGCAGAAGUACCUCCACGAUGCCUUAGGAGAGUUCAUAAAGGCACUUUAUGAAUCAGAUGAAAAUUGCGAGGUGGACCAGAGUAAGUGUUCAUCCAAUGAACUACCAGAACAUCAGAGUAACCUCAAGAUGUGUUGUGAAUUGGCAUUCUGCAAAAUCAUCAACUCCUACUGUGUUUUUCCGCGCGAGCUAAAAGAAGUCUUCGCAUCGUGGAAACAGCAGUGUUUAAACCGUGGGAAGCAUGAUAUCAGCGAGCGCCUAAUCAGUGCCUCACUCUUCCUGCGUUUUCUCUGCCCUGCCAUUAUGUCACCUAGCCUCUUUGGCCUGAUGCAGGAGUACCCGGAUGAUCGGACAUCUCGUACGCUCACCCUCAUCGCCAAAGUCAUCCAGAAUCUUGCCAAUUUCACCAAGUUUGGGAACAAAGAGGAAUACAUGGCAUUUAUGAAUGAUUUUCUGGAACAUGAGUGGAGUGGGAUGAAACGUUUUCUGCUAGAAAUCUCAAACCCAGACACCAUUUCUAACACACCGGGGUUUGAAGGAUAUAUUGACCUGGGCCGUGAGCUCUCUGUCCUGCAUUCGUUGCUCUGGGAGGUGGUGUCACAGCUUGACAAGGGUGAAAAUUCAUUUCUACAGGCGACAGUAGCGAAACUUGGCCCACUCCCACGCAUCCUCAGCGAUAUCACCAAAUCACUAACUAGUCCCACACCAAUUCAGCAGCAGGUCCGGCGAUUUGGGGACCACGUCAACUCAUCCCCAAAUGUGAGUGGCAGUGUGUCAUCUGGACUGCAGCGGAUAUUCGAGGACCCCGGCGACAGUGAUGUGCAGAAAUUGCAGUCUCCAACUCAAGAGAAUGUUGAAGCAUUUUUCCACACUAAGCAGCACUUUCCAGGCCAACCGGCUUCAACACAGAGCGUGACUUACUCCGACAGGGAUGAAGAAGAGUCCAUCCUACAUAAUGGAAGGAGUGUAUCACUUGUGGAUCUGCAGACCACUGCAGUAACUCAAGCGACAAGUAGUGUUCCAGUUCUUCCCAGUGUGCCAGGACGGCAUACUGGCAGCCAGGCUUCUGUCACACAUACGGCAAGCAUCAAGCAACUCCGAGAGGUACAGAGCGGGGCGCAUAGUGCUCCUCAGAUCCGCAGGCCUCUACAUCCAGCUCUGAGCCAACAGAACAGCCUGCAACCUCUGUCUUUCCAAAACCCUGUUUACCAACUGAACAAUCCGCCAACAGGAAGCAGUAAAGCUGGCAUGGACUCUAGUUCUGAGAACCUAAGCUCCACAAGUUCCCGAAGCCACACCAAUAGUGAGGAGCUUAUCAGCAAACUGAGUGGCCCCAGCAAUAGUAGCAUUGAGGACUUUGCCAAACGCAGUGCAUACAGUGAUGAUUACUCCAAACGAAACACCAUGCCAGACAGGAGCAAUCUUCCAGUGGCAUUGCCUCGGCAGAAUAGCAUUGGGCAUUCACAGCUCCGCAGGACAGAGUUGUCAGCUUCCAGCAGCCGAGUGAAAGCACCUCAUUCAUUACCACUUAGUGCAUCGCAGAGAAGCACAGGUAGCAUUUCAGGAUUACCAUCCACAUCACCUGAGCCACCACAAACUGAAAACAGGUCACGGCAACCAUCAACCUCAUCAAAAGGGGAAAGUCCUGUGCCGAAAGUCCGAGCAGUACAUAGACAGCAGCAGUCACAGCAGGUCCAGUCACCAGUGGAGACUGCCACCAUGUCACCAGUUGAGAGGACAGCUGCUUGGGUUCUGAAUAAUGGACAGUACUUGGAAGAUGAUGAAACAGAUCAAAUCCGUGAGGAGAAUAAACAUGCAGAAAGGUAUGAACAGGAGAUUGCAAAGCUGAAGGAUCGGCUGAAGGUAUCAAGUAGGAGGCUGGAGGAGUAUGAGCGCCGCUUGCUUGCCCAGGAGCAGCAGAUGCAGAAGCUCCUGCUUGAGUACAAGUCCAGGCUAGAAGACAGUGAGGAUAGGCUACGAAGGCAGCAGGAGGAGAAGGACAGCCAGAUGAAAACAAUCAUCAGCAGAUUGAUGGCAGUGGAAGAAGAGCUGAAGAAAGACCACUCAGAAAUGCAGGCAGUGAUUGAUGCCAAACAGAAGAUUAUUGAAGCCCAGGUCAAUUGUGAGGAUGGGAUGAGCAUAACAGGAAAAACGAAUUGUCUCCUUGGACUCUGCCAACUCUCGGCUGAUGAAUGCUCUAACACAGGUCAAGGAACGUUACAGCAUGCAAACUCGGAAUGGGAUCUCUCCCACCAACCCCACCAAACUGUCAAUAACGGAGAACGGGGAGUUCAAGAACAGCAGCUGUUGAGUGGGAAUCCGGAUGUUUCUGACCAGAUGCACAUGGACUGAGCUUUCUGAAUUCACUCUUGAAGAGUUGUUCACAAGUGCUGCUAGGACUGUUUUUUCAUGCUUCAGAUCAUGAGAGAUUAUUCACAGGACAAUAUCAUCAUUGUGCACUCUGCAAAAGUCUUACUCCUCUGUGGAGAACUGUAUGAACAUGUACAGAAAUGAACUGUAAGAUUGUAUUGGGGUAAAUAAUUACUUGUAGAAUUUAAAGUAACUUUUUAAUUAUAUCUGUUAGAAUUUCUGCUCUGGAAGAUCUUGUAAAAGAAAGAGUAGAAAAUGGAACAGUUAUUUUACAAGAAGUGGAAUUUUCAAGUGUUGUUUAAUUUAGAGUUUAAAUUCUCUGGCUAGAGGGUGUAUAUAUCUAAAUGAGAAGCACAUAGAAUGGAGGUAGUCUGUAUAAAUGGUAGGAGUAUCUAAAGAGACUGGGACUUGGAUUGUUGUAUUGCAGGUUGGUUACGUUCACGGUAUAACAUGCUGUAUUAAUUGAGUUCCCAAUUUUGCAAGUGAGAUUUUAUGUGGCUGAAGAAUCUGACUUGAACAAAGCAAGCUAUAAAUCACAUUAUCUUAGAAAUGAUUCUGUUUUUAACUCACACUUUUAUCAAGUUGAACAAUAUUCAUCAACAUGACCAUUGAAGAAAUGUUUCAAAAAAACUUUUAUUUUACCAAACUAGUUUACUGUACAUAAUAAGAAGCUGCCUUGAGUGUGUUUGUGUGUGUGUGUGUAUGUGUGAGAAGGAGAAAGAGAGAUGACCAGUUUCUGUGGUUAUACAAAAGGUGGUUUCCUAAAAAAAAGCAAGUGAAUGUUGGAAAAUGAUGAUACUGCCGUACUGGACAAAGGGAACAGUAGUAAUGCAGAGCACGAACUUCAAGCACGCUUUUCUUUCUUAAACCCAUUCAUUUCCUGCAUGAAUCUCCCUGUUUUAACUCAAAGCAUCUUAUAACUUUAUUAGAGUAACAUUUUGCCAAAUUCGUACCUAACUAACCAAUUCGAAUGUCUACCAGAGCUGUUUUGUAGGAAUGUUAAAGCUGAAAUGUUGCCCUUCCCCUCCCUCUAACUGCGUUCAGAUUUCCAGCGAUUUCCGCUGUUGCUUUCGUUUAUUAAAGGUGUGAAGAUUGUGGGUUUAGUCCCAAACCAUUGACUCACUUUUGAUGAGACCUGUUGGAAUGGGAUAAAGAAAAUAAAAUAUUGUGCAAAAAUGAAA
Carcharodon carcharias (great white shark) is the source of this 5619-nucleotide messenger RNA. It is a transcript of the gene rasal2, whose product is annotated as RAS protein activator like 2. Bases 116 to 4420 code for a protein of 1434 amino acids. Lineage: Eukaryota; Metazoa; Chordata; Chondrichthyes; Lamniformes; Lamnidae. Gene Ontology annotation, biological process: regulation of GTPase activity. The record is from RefSeq and is a predicted model, not a curated record. The transcript has 19 exons.